This is a messenger RNA of Vespa crabro (European hornet), 10058 nucleotides long. It is a transcript of the gene Cac, whose product is annotated as voltage-dependent calcium channel type A subunit alpha-1. Gene Ontology annotation, cellular component: membrane; voltage-gated calcium channel complex. Lineage: Eukaryota; Metazoa; Arthropoda; Insecta; Hymenoptera; Vespidae. Gene Ontology annotation, molecular function: calcium ion binding; high voltage-gated calcium channel activity. Gene Ontology annotation, biological process: chemical synaptic transmission; calcium ion import across plasma membrane. The record is from RefSeq and is a predicted model, not a curated record. The transcript is spliced from 35 exons. Bases 823 to 6906 code for a protein of 2027 amino acids.
GGAGGAGGAGGAGGAAGAAGAAGAGGUGGAAGAGGAGGAGGAGAAAGUAGAGGAGGAAGAGGAAGCGGAGAAGGCGAAAACGAGCGGAAAGCGGACGGUUAUCGGGAGUGGAAGAAGAGAGAGUGGCCAGGUGUGUCGCGGCUUCGCCGAGAAGGAGGAAGAGAACGUGGUGGAGGUCGUGGUGUGUCGUUGACGAAGAAGAAGGAAAGGAAAGAAGGUGGAGGAAGACGAGGAAGAAGAAAAGGAAGGUAGUGCUUGCUGCUCGGAGGUUGCGCAGAGAUCGCGAAAUCUCUCUCUCUUUCUCCGGGCGGUCGUUUUGCGCACGAGAAGCAAGGGAGGAGGAAGAGGAGUAGGAGGACGAGGAGGAGGAGUAGGAGUAGGAGUAGGAGGAGGAGGAGGAGGAGGUGGUGGUGUUGGAGAAGGAGAAGGAGGAAGAAGAGGAGAGCGGCCGGUGCGUGUGAAGAAGAGAAGAAGGGAGGCGAGGAGAAGGUGCAACGUGGUGUAUAUUUCCUUGCGAUAAGUCUAAAGUGUUCCUCUUCGAAAGGAAAAUCGACGAGCGGGGGUCGAGUGUGGUGUGCUUUUUUUAAAGUGGUGCCCCAGCACGAAGAGGGAAUCGCCAGCAGGGCAGAGGCUCGAACGCAUGUAGGAACAUGGCCGCAUCCAGCCCCUGCCUCCCUCUAGAGGUUGGCAGCAGCGCAAGAGGCGGCACAAAGGGACCCUGGAUACGCGAGUCAGUACAGGAGAAGGCAGAAGUUGGCCGGACUGAGUGGUCGCGGUGACUGGACUAGCUUUGGAGGGGAGGUAACUGGUGGUCCGGUGGAUAUGGCGCCAGGCCGGGAUCAGGGCGGAGGGGCGGGUGGAGGCGGGGGAGGACAGCCCAAAUCCAAGGGCACAACCUCGCUGUUCAUCCUUUCAGAGGAUAACUGCAUAAGGAAACACACCCGCUUCAUCAUCGAGUGGCCGCCCUUUGAGUACGCCGUCCUGCUAACCAUCAUCGCCAAUUGCGUGGUCCUCGCCCUCGAGGAGCACCUGCCCAAACAAGACAAGACCAUACUCGCACAGAAACUCGAGGCAACGGAGAUCUAUUUCCUCGGGAUAUUCUGCGUCGAGGCGAGCCUUAAGAUCCUCGCCCUUGGCUUUGUCCUCCACCGCGGCUCCUACCUACGUAACAUCUGGAACAUCAUGGAUUUCUUCGUCGUGGUGACCGGGUUCAUCACGGCGUUCUCGCAGGGCAUAGAACUGGAUAUGGAUCUGCGCACGUUGCGUGCGAUACGCGUGUUGCGACCGCUCAAACUUGUCUCCGGCAUACCGAGUCUUCAGGUGGUGUUGAAGUCCAUCAUAAAAGCAAUGGCGCCGCUUCUGCAGAUCGGAUUACUGGUUCUUUUCGCGAUCGUGAUAUUCGCCAUCAUCGGUCUUGAGUUUUAUUCGGGAACUCUGCAUAAAACGUGUUACAGUAUAAAGGACAUCAGUGUGAUCGUGAAGGAGGGCGAGAAUCCGGACCCGUGCAACACGGACAUUCAAUCCGAGGCGCCGUUUGGUGCCCACGUGUGCAAUGCGAGUAUCUCGACGUGUUUGGAUCAUUGGGUGGGACCAAACUACGGCAUCACCAGCUUCGACAACAUCGGAUUCGCUAUGCUCACUGUCUUCCAGUGCAUCACUAUGGAGGGCUGGACUUCCAUAUUGUACUGGACAAACGACGCUCUUGGAAGCACGUACAACUGGAUUUACUUUAUACCAUUGAUCGUCCUUGGCUCCUUCUUCAUGCUGAACUUAGUUCUUGGUGUCCUGAGCGGAGAGUUUGCGAAGGAGAGAGAGAAGGUGGAGAACCGGCAAUCCUUCCUGAAAUUGCGAAGACAACAGCAGCUCGAGCGCGAACUGAAUUGCUACCUCAAUUGGAUCUGCAAAGCAGAAGAGGUAAUUCUCGCCGAAGAGAGGACCACGGAGGAAGAAAAAAUGCACAUAUUAGAAGUGAGAAAAAGAGCCGCGGCGAAGAAGAAAAAAUUGAAGAAUCUUGGAAAGAGCAAGAGCACCGAUACGGAGGAGGAAGACGCCGAGGACGAUCAGGACGAUGGAUUCUCAAGAGCUUCCUACUUCAAGUCGAAAGUGAAAAACAAAGGAACGUGUAUGCAAUUUUGGCGAGCCGAAAAGAGAUUCAGAUUUUGGAUACGUAAUUCCGUGAAAUCGCAGAAUUUCUAUUGGUUCGUCAUCGUCCUGGUGUUCUUCAACACCGUUUGCGUAGCCGUCGAGCAUUACGAUCAGCCACAGUGGCUUACCGAUUUUCUCUAUUACGCGGAGUUUGUGUUCCUUGCCCUGUUCAUGAUGGAAAUGUUCAUAAAGGUAUACGCGCUCGGUCCUCGCACAUACUUCGAGUCGAGCUUCAAUCGCUUCGACUGCGUCGUCAUCUCGGGCUCGAUCUUCGAGGUGAUCUGGUCCGCGGUGAAGUCCGGCUCUUUCGGCCUCUCCGUCCUACGUGCCCUUAGACUCCUGAGAAUUUUUAAGGUCACCAAAUACUGGAAGAGCCUGCGGAACCUCGUAAUAUCGCUCCUCAGCUCGAUGCGUAGUAUCAUUUCCCUUCUCUUCCUGCUCUUCCUUUUCAUUCUCAUAUUCGCGCUGCUCGGAAUGCAGCUCUUCGGUGGCCAGUUCAAUUUCGAUUCCGGGACGCCACCAACAAACUUCAAUACUUUUCCCAUCGCGCUGCUUACUGUCUUCCAAAUCCUUACUGGAGAAGACUGGAAUGAGGUGAUGUACUAUGGUAUCGAGUCACAGGGCGGUCACAGAAAAGGCAUGAUGUACUCGCUCUAUUUCAUCGUGUUGGUGCUCUUCGGCAACUAUACGCUGCUGAAUGUCUUCUUGGCUAUCGCCGUCGAUAAUUUGGCUAAUGCCCAGGAGCUGAGCGCCGCCGAGGACGAGGAGAAGGAGGAGGACAAGGAGAAACAAUUACAGGAACUCGAGAAGGAAAUCGAAUCCUUGCAAAAGCCGAACGAUGGUAACGCACCGAAGGUGGAAAUCUGCCCUCCGAGUCCGAAUCAGAAUUUCAAAGACGGUAAAGGUGGAAAACAGGCGUCCGAAGAGAAGAAGCAGGAUGAAGACGAUGACACGGGACCAAAACCAAUGCUGCCAUACUCCUCCAUGUUUAUACUAUCCCCUACGAAUCCCGUAAGAAGAGCCGCCCAUUGGGUCGUCAAUCUAAGGUACUUCGACUUCUUCAUCAUGGUGGUAAUAUCAUUGUCGAGUAUCGCGUUGGCCGCCGAGGAUCCUGUAUGGGAACACUCGCCGAGGAACGAGAUCCUCAAUUAUUUCGACUACGCGUUCACCGGUGUCUUCACCAUCGAGAUGAUCCUGAAAAUCAUCGAUCUCGGGGUCAUAUUACAUCCUGGCUCGUAUCUACGCGAGUUUUGGAACAUUAUGGACGCGGUGGUCGUAAUAUGCGCCGCGGUGUCGUUCGCUUUCGACAUGACCGGUAGUUCAGCGGGACAAAAUCUCUCAACGAUCAAGUCGUUAAGGGUAUUACGUGUGUUGAGACCGCUUAAGACGAUAAAAAGAGUGCCCAAGCUCAAGGCGGUAUUCGACUGCGUCGUGAACAGUUUGAAAAAUGUCAUAAACAUUCUCAUAGUGUAUAUAUUAUUCCAAUUCAUCUUCGCUGUGAUCGCGGUACAACUGUUUAACGGAAAAUUCUUUCACUGCAGCGACGAGAGCAAGUAUACGAAAAAGGACUGCCAGGGUCAAUACUUCGUCUACGAGGAGGGUGUCAUGCUGCCAGAACCCAAGAAAAGGGAGUGGACGUCUCAAUGUUUUCAUUAUGACAACGUUAUGGCAGCUAUGCUGACGUUAUUCGCUGUCCAAACAGGCGAGGGCUGGCCACAAAUCUUGCAGCACUCAAUGGCGGCCACUUACGAGGACCAGGGUCCCAUUCAAAACUUUCGCAUCGAAAUGUCCAUUUUCUAUAUCGUCUAUUUCAUCGUCUUUCCAUUUUUCUUCGUCAACAUCUUCGUGGCCUUGAUUAUCAUCACGUUUCAAGAGCAGGGAGAAGCCGAGCUUCAGGAUGGCGAGAUCGAUAAAAAUCAGAAAUCAUGUAUAGACUUUACGAUACAAGCUCGCCCCCUCGAGAGGUACAUGCCGAAGAAGCUGAACGGCGUAAAGUACAAAAUUUGGAGGAUAGUCGUAUCGACACCGUUCGAAUAUUUUAUCAUGAUACUCAUCGUACUAAAUACAUUACUGCUAAUGAUGAAGUAUCACGAGGCGCCGCUAUUACUAUUGGACAUCUUGACCAUCGUGAACUUGGUCGUCACCCUCCUUUUUCUCAUUGAGUGCAUCCUUAAACUCAUCGCCUUCGGAUGCAAGAACUUCUUCAAGGAUUCUUGGAACACGUUCGACUUCAUUACGGUGAUCGGCAGCAUCGUGGACGCACUUGUCAUCGAAUUCGGGGAGAAUUUCAUCAACGUCGGCUUUCUUAGGCUCUUUCGUGCCGCCAGACUGAUCAAGCUGCUACGACAGGGAUACACGAUACGAAUUUUACUCUGGACCUUCGUGCAAUCCUUCAAAGCCUUGCCUUACGUUUGUCUCCUCAUCGCGAUGCUCUUUUUCAUCUACGCCAUCAUCGGUAUGCAGGUAUUCGGUAACAUCGAGCUGGGUGCUGACAGUUCUAUUAACAAGCACAACAAUUUCCAAAGCUUCAUUCAAGGUCUGAUGCUACUUUUUCGGUGUGCAACUGGAGAAGCUUGGCCGAACAUCAUGUUGGCCUGCAUAAAGGGUCGACCUUGCGACGUUAAAGCAGGGAAACAGGAACCAGGUGGUUGCGGUUCUAACAUCGCCUAUGCCUACUUCGUCUCGUUCAUCUUUUUCUGCUCGUUUUUAAUGCUGAAUCUUUUCGUCGCCGUUAUAAUGGACAAUUUCGAUUAUUUAACGAGAGACUCGUCAAUUCUCGGCGCGCAUCAUCUCGAUGAAUUCGUGCGAAUAUGGGCGGAAUACGAUCCAAAGGCAACCGGUAAGGUACUCUACAAUGAGGUCUACGAUAUGCUUAAGGUUAUGGAUCCGCCAUUGGGGUUUGGCCAAAAGUGUCCUAACAGGCUCGCUUACAAAAAACUCAUUAGAAUGAACAUGCCCGUUGAUUCUGACGGGAAGGUCAACUUUACAACAACGCUAUUCGCACUGAUACGAGAGGAUCUUAGUAUUAAAAUGAGAUGCGCCAAUGAGAUGAAACAAGCGAACGAGGAGCUCAGAGAUACGAUUCGAAGUAUCUGGCCUCUGCAAGCGAAAAAGAUGUUGGACCUUUUGAUACCUAGAGACGAAGAGGUAGGCAGAGGAAAGCUCACCGUCGGUAAGAUAUACGUCGCUCUCAUGAUUAUUGAAAAUUGGAAGACGACGAAGUUCGGUCGGGAAAAGCCAUCCGGACAGAACGAUAACGAUCUUAUCGAUAACGAUAAUGCUGGGCAAAGUCCUGCAGCCCAGGCGCAAUCGACCCUCUACAACUGCCUGAUGGACAUGGCGGUGGUUAACCACACCGGAAAUAGCCACGCAACCGGAAGUAGGGCGAACAGCCUUGAACCGGUGAUACGUCCGACAACGGAGAUGAAGCACGAUCGGCACAAGGACUUCCGUGACGAGGAGGAAGGGACCCUAGGGGCCCUAGCAGCCGCCGAGCAUAGACGACAGCAUAGCAUCAGAAACAAAAAGGUGAACUGGAAGAUGUCCCACCAGUACGAUAUACUAGGCAGCAGCGGAGAGAGUAGCCAGGGAGGGGGUGGGUCUGGGGUUGUACUCGUAGUUAAUGGCGAGGAUCGCGCCCCCGAGCUAGAGCCAUUGCUGGCUGAGGUGCCCUCCCAGCAGGAUCACGACUACUACUACCAUCACCAUCACGACCAAUACUACGAUACCGACAAUGAUCAAUACUAUGACCAUCACCACCACCACCACCACCACCAUCACCAUCAUCAUCAUGAUCACCGACCACCCUCGUACUACCAACACCAGACCACCUACGCACCUCGCUCCUCGAUCCGUUACCACAAGAUGGACCUGCAGGAUGUCGUAGUUAGCGACUCGCGUGCCGGUAGUAUCGAGAGUCUAACGCAUUUCAGUGAGAGACUUCAUCCCCAUCAUCCGUCGACGCAUCCACCGAGACAUCAUUCGCGAUCGCCAAGCUUAAGGAGACAUUCGCCGAUCAUGCACAGAUCGCCAUCGCCAAGGCGACACAGGCACGACCAUCAUGGAUAUUAUCACGAAGGACCAGGCUUUAGCGAUACGGUUAGCAACGUCGUCGAGAUUCAAAGGCAUCAUCAUCAUCAUCCACAUUCCAUACAAUAUAAUCGACAUAGGAUACGAGACUAUUACGACCACUGCGACUAUUACGACGAUGGUCCAUGGAGCGCUUCGACGAGUCCCGCGAGAUCACCCAGUCCGGUUCAUCGGAUAGAUCGUGGGGAGCAUUAUGGUACGACCAGCUUGGAACAACGCUCUAGGAGUCCAAGUCCUAUCGGUGGUCGUACACCGGCACAUCCCCAUCAUCAUCAUCGUCAUCCGUCGCAUCAACACAGCUAUCCGGUUUUGGUAGCAAGAAGAGGCCGUCGAUUACCACCGACGCCUAACAAACCGUCGACGUUGCAAUUAAAACCGGCGAAUAUUAAUUUCCCAAAGCUUAACGCAUCGCCGACUCACGGACCGCAUAUGGUAGGAGGUCCGCAUGUACCGGCGGUACCGGUUGGCAUACCUCAUCCUACUACAGGUCAUAUGCAACCACCGAUGCAACCGAGUCACUGUCUGCUCAGUUUUGAGCAGGCCGUGGCAAUGGGCCGAGGAGGUCGUCUACUUCCGAGUCCUGUGCCGAACGGUUACAAACCGCAGCCCCAAUCGAAGCAACGUAUGCCAAGGUCAAGACAUUCCGACAGCGACGAGGAUGACUGGUGCUAGCCAAAGUGGGACCCUGGACGGUGGUCCGGCGACGUGGACGCCCCCAGGCGUCUUUGGGUCUGUGCGUGAAUCGUCUGCGUGAAUCGUCCACGUGGGACGUGCAUUGACUUUAUUGUUACGAUCGCGUGAACGCGAUCGAUCGAUCGAUCGAUCUCUAUCGAACGUGAGGAUCGACACGAAGGAUAUGCGGCUGCUUACGGCUGCUUCUCGCGAAUACGCAACGAAACGAGAUAAUACGAGAUAGAUAUUACGAGAAAUAAGCCGAAUAAUAGAGAGAAAGGGAUAGAAAAAAGAGGGAAGGAUAAUAGGAAAGCGUUACGAUUAGAAUCGAUUAGGAAAAAGGAUUGACUAAGUCGGCGAAACGAAAAUGAGUUUGACUCUUCGUUGGAGACCGAUCGCAAAUGUUUAGGUAAAAGUGAAAGUAAAAUAUUAUGGUGCUUUCAAUUUGCGAGAUAUAAAUAAAUAGAGGGGGGGAAAAACAAAAGAGAGAAGUGGGAAUGGAAGGGGUGGGUUUGGGCCUUGUUUUGAAAAAUAGGGGAAUUGAAAAGAUUGUAAGAAAGGGAAAAAAAAAGAAACGGAGAAAAGAAAAGUGAGAGAGAGAGAGAGAGAGAGAGAGAGAGUGAAAAAGGCAAAAAAGAGAUAAACAAAUAAAUAUAUAAAUAAAUAAAUAAAUAAAUAAAUAAAUGAAAUACGUAAUAUACACGUCGUGAACGUAUCCACGUUAGAAGCGUUCGUACUGAAAAAUGUUCGUAUCGCAUUCGGUGAUAACGCGAAAUCGGACGACGAAACGCUUCGUUUGUUUUUUAACGAUAUCUUCGCUGCGGCCAUUCCAAUCGGCGAAUCGGGACGAGAGGAGGGUCCACUUUUUAUACGAUAAUUAACCAACGAUAACAACUACAACAACAACAACAACAACAACAACAACAACAACAACAACAAUUGGAAGAAGAACUAACAAGAAAACUAAAGAGAGAGAAAGAGAAAAAAAGAGAAAGAGAGAGAGUGAGAGUUAGAAACAGAGACAGAGAGAGAGGGAGAGAGAGUGAAAGAUACUCUGCGAAUGUGAAAAUAGCAACAACAACAACAACAACAACAACAACAACAACAACAAUAUAAUAAAACAAAACAAAAAUUAAAUACGAAACGAAACGAAACGAAAGAGACAAUGUUGUGGCUGCCGGAUUCUUUUUCGUGUUUAAAAAAAAAAAAAAUAUAUAUAUAUAUGUAUGUAUAUAUAUUUAUAUAACGCGAAAUUGUCAAUGCCCGAAAAAAAGAGACCAAUGACGACGGGUCUUCUAUUUGUUCUUUUUCGUACUAUCUUUCUUUCUCCCUCUCCAUCCCUCUUUCUCUCUUUUUCUCACUCCCUCAUUUUCUCUCUCUCUCUCUCUCUCUCUCUUUUUCUCUCUCUCAUCCUCUCCCUCUCACUUUUUCUCUCCCUCUCUUUCUCACUCUCUCUCUCUCUUUCUUUCUUUCACAUUUUCUUUCUUUCCUUCGUUCGUCGCUUUUGUUUAAUCACGAAAUAAACAAAUGGCGUGAGUGGUCGGUGUAUUUUGCGGGAAGGACAGAGAGGGAAACGAGGACGGCGAAGAAAGCAACGAACAAUAACGAUAAGAGAAAGAGAGACUUCAAUAGAACAGUGAAUGUUCGUAAAUAUUAUACACAUUUUUCUUACGAUGUGUUAGAAAACGCGAUUACGACGUAUGCAUUUUGAAGGAUAAAAGAAAAGGGAAAAAAAUGGGCGGCCUCAUGAAAAUGAAGAAAUCCGCGAUUAUUACGAGUAUUAUGGGAGUGCGUGUGAACGAUAAAAGAAUGAUAUGAUAAGGGAGGAAGAGGAGGAGAAGGAGAAGAAAAAGAAGGAGGAAAAGAUGGUGGAGGAGGUACGAGCUUAUGUCAUUAUGCGAGAUUCGGUCGAACGUAAACGUCGGAAAAUCAUUUCGAUUGACGCGCGUAUACGUCUCGAACGUAAAUAAAUAAAAUCAUGUUAAAUUAGCUCGUAGAUAGAUAAAUAUGUACGUUGGUGAAUUGUUUUUCUAACGACACCCGUUGGAAAUUCAUGACAGAACGAAAGAUACGAAAUGUACGUGAAAGAGCUAAGUGAGGAAUUAUAUUUUAAAGGGACAAAGAGUCAAGGAUAAAAGUCGAAAAAUCGCCGAUCUAUUAAAAGAUCAUCGAUCUUCGAAAACAUCGAUCACCGUUCGUUGCUUUAUCCUACGUUACAACGAUUCUCUGUUAAAGGAAAAAACACGUACACACACACACACACACACACACGCACACACAUACACACACAUGCACAUGCACAGAGGUAAAAAAAAAACGAAAAUGAAGGAACGAGCAAAAAAACCAAAAUAAUUAAACACGUUAUAAAUAAAUAAACGAACGUACACGUACGUACGAACUUACGAACGAACAAAGAAAUUAUAAAUUAAAAGGAAACGUAAAUAGAGAUCGUAAUCAUUCUCUUUCUCCGCGUCGUUCGGAACUAAGGUCGAGAGGAAAAACAUAUAAAUUACACGUUGUAGUUUAUCUACGUACGUCUUUUACGACGUAAACAAACGGGUCAAUACGAUCAAAGAAAAGAGAACGAAUUAAGAAGGAUACAUACGUAACGUAGCAAAUUAUUUCGAUCGGAAUCAUUUCGUUCUCGUCGUUCCUUCGGGAAGGAACGAGUCUCCUCAGGGACGAGAAACGGAGAGGCAAACUUAAUUGGGACAAACGAGAAAGGCGAAUGAAAGGAUCGCAGCACACAAGGGAACGAUAAUAAAUUAUUAUUGUAAAGUGUCGUCGUAUGGCCGAGUAAUAAAUAAAGAAAUGAAUAAAGCGUGUAAAGUAUAUUAAAAGAGAAAGAGAGAUAGAGACAAAGAUUGAAAUAGAGAGAAAAUGAGAGAGAGAGAGAGAGAGAGAGACAGAGAAAAAAAGAAUAAAGAAGAGCAAUGUUUAGGGGGCGGGGGGGAUGAAGCGAGGUAUAAGGCAGUCUUCGCAUUCUUUCUAUACGAUUCUCUAAACAUUUGUAAAAUACUGCAUAUAUUACGAUUAUAAUACAAUACUAUCACUGCUACUACCGUUACUAACUACACCUACAAAAAAAGAGACAAACUACUUCAUUACUACUAUUAACUAAAAACUACUACUAUUACAACUACUACAGCUAC